Rhizopus microsporus ATCC 52813 is the source of this 408-nucleotide messenger RNA. RefSeq lists its product as uncharacterized. The transcript has a single exon. Bases 1 to 408 code for a protein of 135 amino acids. The record is from RefSeq and is a predicted model, not a curated record. NCBI's taxonomy places the organism in Eukaryota, Fungi, Mucoromycota, Mucoromycetes, Mucorales, Rhizopodaceae.
AUGCAGCAAAAGAACGUUCUGAAGGUUCUUAAUGACGACGGUCAUCUUGACAAAAUCGACCAAGGCAACAAAGAACCAGCCUUCGUGCGUGAAUGUUUCGAAUACAAUGAGGCUAUGUUCAACCACAAGCUGAUUUGGCCAUUGUUCGAAAUGGCAUGUAGCCACAGUUGUUUGAAGUUUGUUCCUAGAGAAGUGCUUCUGUCUCCAACAGACGAGACUUACAAUGCCGACGCUGUGGUGAAGUUUGAGGGGGUUGAUAUUUGCCUUUUGGAAACAUCAGGCCAUUAUGACUUGAAUGAUAAAGAUCACUUCGGCUAUGACCACGUGAAGGGUGCCUUUGGUGCUAUUUCAAUGAUACGGAAUGCUUACAAGAAGCAUCAAUAUGCAACAAGGGCAACGGCUCAAUAA